AUGCCUCUAUUUCCUUCCCAGGACACUCUUCAUAAUGUGUCCCAUCCGACCUUCGGUCGACAUUUGGAUACUCCGAAGUCCCGGCUGACGGAUGGUGCUAAACGCACGCCUCUUCAGGCUCGGUCUGAAUUGUAUACGACGUGGUCAGUCGUGGAUGAUGCGAAGGACAAGGCCAAUGCUUUGAGUGCAGAAGCUACUAAAGAAUUCGAGAAGGCUAGUGCGAAAGCUCAAGCCAAGACUGGUGGUAUUGAAUUGUAUUCCCCCAGUUACUAUGCAGCAUGUACUUAUGGAGGACUGCUUGCUUGUGGCCUCACCCAUACCGCUGUCACACCCCUUGAUCUGGUCAAAUGUCGUCGCCAGGUUGACCCAAAGAUGUACACUGGCAACUUCCAAGCUUGGGGCAAGAUUGGCCGAGCAGAAGGCCUCCGUGGUAUCUACACCGGAUGGAGCCCAACCUUCUUCGGAUACUCUGCUCAAGGAGCCUUCAAGUAUGGAGGCUAUGAGUUCUUCAAGAAGUGGUACUCUGAUCUUCUAGGACUUGAGACGGCCCACAAAUACAAGACCUCGGUCUACCUGACGGCCAGUGCCUCUGCCGAAUUCAUUGCAGACGUUGCGCUCUGCCCAUUCGAAGCUGUCAAGGUUCGCAUGCAGACCACCAUCCCGCCAUUUGCGACUGGAACUUUCGCCGGUAUCAACACUAUUCUCGGCAAGGAAGGCUAUGCUGGACUAUACAAGGGUUUGUAUCCUCUUUGGGGACGUCAAAUCCCGUAUACAAUGAUGAAGUUCGCAUCUUUUGAGACCAUUGUGGAGAUGAUAUAUGAGCGUCUUCCUGGCAAGAAGUCUGAUUACGGCAAGCCCGCUCAGAUUGCCGUUUCCUUUACUAGUGGCUAUCUUGCUGGUAUCCUCUGUGCUCUUGUCAGCCACCCAGCUGAUGUUAUGGUCUCCAAGCUCAAUGCCAACCGUCUACCCGGGGAAGCUUUCGGAGCUGCUAUAAACCGCAUCUACAAGGAGAUUGGGUACGCAGGACUGUGGAACGGUCUUCCCGUGCGUAUAGCGAUGGUCGGGACACUGACUGGAUUGCAAUGGCUCACCUAUGAUUACUUCAAAGUUUUUAUGGGGCUGCCGACGACCGGAGGAACGCCGCAAAAGACCUAG
Molecule: messenger RNA, 1155 nt
Organism: Amorphotheca resinae ATCC 22711
Lineage: Eukaryota; Fungi; Ascomycota; Leotiomycetes; Helotiales; Amorphothecaceae
Exons: 5
Coding region: 1-1155 (384 amino acids)
Biological process (GO): mitochondrial phosphate ion transmembrane transport
Cellular component (GO): mitochondrial inner membrane
Molecular function (GO): phosphate transmembrane transporter activity
Source: RefSeq, a predicted model, not a curated record